This is a messenger RNA of Helobdella robusta, 1508 nucleotides long. RefSeq lists its product as hypothetical. NCBI's taxonomy places the organism in Eukaryota, Metazoa, Annelida, Clitellata, Rhynchobdellida, Glossiphoniidae. Bases 1 to 504 code for a protein of 167 amino acids. The transcript is spliced from 3 exons. The record is from RefSeq and is a predicted model, not a curated record.
AUGAAGAAGAAAAUUAAAAAGUUCAUCACUGAUGUUCGCUCGUCAUACCACAGAGCCACUAAAUCGUUGAACCAAUCAUUCAACAGGAAACAUGAAGGUGAACCUAACGAGUUGGCUGUCCAAAGUUCAAAAUCGUCAUCACUGCCCGGAUUAUCAUCCAAAUUAUCAUCACCAUCACCACGCCAUCAAGAUGUGAAAACUGAAUUGAGAUCGUUCAAGUCUUAUCAAUUCUUGAAUGAGUUAUCAGAUUUGAUUGACUCAUUUCCAGGAGAGCAGCAAGCCAUAGAUGAAAAUGAACUUGAUGCAACAGCUGAAAAGUCAUGUAGAAGUAAUAUCUGCUCUCAUGAAUUAGUUUUAUUUAAUUUACAUGGUGUUGAUAAUGGUCUGAUUCUCAAUGAUUUGAAUAAGAUGAAAAUAUGGAAUGUUUUAUUUGUAAGCUGCCUAGGCAGUUUUGCUUCUGGCAGGGAGACUCGCUUCUCCAUAAAACACGAGCUGGGCGGAUGAAUUUUUGCGCCUUCUUGCCAGUCGGUUAAUCUGGCCUUACUAACCACCGAAAAAUCUUUUUCUGACCCAUAUGUCACGUUUUAGAGAAGUCAACAAAAACUAAUAAAAACACGUUCAUCUACAAAAUAGUGACCAUUUUCGAAUGUUUUCAAUUGAAUUAGUAACUAAGACGACUUAGAACGUUUCAAACUAAAUAAUAAAUAAUUUUGAAAAUUUGAAAUAAAUUAAUCCAUAAAAUAAUAAUCAAUUUAUAACGAUAACGGUACAACAACAGAACGACUCUCUAAAACAAACCACCAGGACAAUAAAAACUAACGACCAACCUGGAACCCAGCAGAAAAACCACAAAAAUGUAUCUUUAAACCUUUUUUGAUAUUUAAACACAUUUAUAUAUACAUAUAAAUAUUUAUUUAUAUAAACAGUAUUCAAACAUACAACCAUACAAGAUUUUAUAAGAAACAGUUCAGUCUCAAAUGUACAUACUGACUAAACUUGUGUAUAUCACAACCAACUUGCCAGUAUUCAUACGAUAUCAAAUCAUGCUUAAACACAUGACUUAUUUGAACAAAAUUCUAAUAACAUACGCGCUACGCAAAUCUCACAAUAAAUGCUCUUUUUACUUUAUUUAAUAAUUUUUCCUACUCAAUAGGUUAGUUUUUUACUUGGUUUGCCUUUAAUAAGUUUAUUAAUAAGUUAAAAUUGAAAGAUGAUUAUUUUAAUAAUAAUAAAAGUUAUUUUAGCAUCAUUAAAAUCUACGCAUAGAGUGUACCAAUAAAUUUUACAAUCUAGGGCAUAAUAAAGUUCACCCCUGAUUUUAAAACUUAAAACAAAGGCAAUAAAAUAUACCUUUUACAAGCAGGCAGUUCGAUUUUGAAAUGCUUAUUUACAAAGGUAUGUUUACAGCGUAUUGUAAAUUAAUAAAGAACAUAGACAUCAUGUUUGGCCAAAAUCAUGGUAUAAAUAGGGAUGACUGCAUUAAACCUUUCAAAGUCUGUGAAUGUUCA